UUUGUCGUGACAAAUGACCUGCCUAUAAACAAAAAUUAUUUGUAGGCUUGGUGAGGUAUUUUGUUUUGAAAACUACAUUCCUGUCAAGGUUCACGGUUAUUAUUACGAACCCUAGUGGGGUGUUUUAGACCGAAAGCCACAUCUCUCUGGGGUGGCACGAUUUGCAAUAUUAACCCUUGUGUGAUGCAAAAUCAACCCCGUUGGGGUUAUUUUUUGUUAUCCUGGACACUUGUGGGGUGAUUUCAGGGGAAAAAGAAAACCUUUCUGGGGUGUCUUGUUCAACAGAUUCACUCUGCUUGUUUUUUUGAGUAUUCACUCCUUUCUCCACUCUAAUAACCUAUAUAUAUACACAUUAUAUACACACAAGUGGUAUUGGCAAGGAUCUCUAUAAGAAGAGGUCAUAAAAAUGGAAAAAAACAAAACAAGACAAAACCAAUGCAAAUGCACUGCCCCUUUUUGUCUCCAGAACAAGAAUGGUGGUCACUUCACUGCUGCCUCCUUCUCCGCUCACUUGAAGAGUGUGCUAUAUGGCCUUACGGGAAAGCUGGCCUCUAUAAACAUCCUUCGAUCUUCGUUCAUCACAUGGGCAUACGACAAAUCGGACUGUACCGACUCUCUCAAGGUUUCCUUGGCAUCUGCGCUCAGGCAUUCACGUAAACAAGCACAAACUACGUAUGAUCGGCGCACAGCAAAUCAGAAGAAACGGCUGGCAGUUGACUUGGCCAGAGAUUACGCAGAGGGCCGUCUCGACGAAGAGGAAGAUGCGACUGCUGAGCAA
Messenger RNA from Orbicella faveolata, 778 nucleotides. RefSeq lists its product as uncharacterized. Gene Ontology annotation, biological process: DNA recombination; DNA integration. Lineage: Eukaryota; Metazoa; Cnidaria; Anthozoa; Scleractinia; Merulinidae. The record is from RefSeq and is a predicted model, not a curated record. Gene Ontology annotation, molecular function: DNA binding.